AUGACUUCCGCCUGUAGCCGUGUCCUGCCAAUGGAGGAUGGUCAGCAGCAGCAGCAGCAGCAGCAGCAGCAGCAGACAUGUCUGCCGGUCUCUUAUUUUGGCAUGGAAACGCUGGUCAAGCCAGCGACAAUGGGCACAUUAAUUAAUAGUCUGCCGGGCAGUUUGGUAGCCGGCGUCUAUCCCCCCAAAACGGAGACAUUCAAGUCGUUAACCCCACCGAAGCCACAGCAACAGCACCAGCACCACCAUCACCAUCAUCAUCCCAAUGGUGACCACUUGUUCGUCGUUUGUGAUGGCAAUGGUCUGGCUAGGAAGCUGCUACCACCCACGACAAUGCAACCCACUGUUCUACCCAAGGAGGAGGUCCUGCCGCUACCCCAAUCCUCGCCAACUCCAGCAGCUCCGCCCAAGGACCACGACAUUUACGAGCAACCAACACCAAACGGUCGACAUUGUCGUCCCGUCAACAAAGCUUAUGGCCAAUUGAGCCCCGCCCGGGGACCAAACUCCGUCAAGGGUGGCCGUAAAUCCAAUAAAAACGCUUUACAAGCUGUAAAGCUGAGAUCAUAA
Molecule: messenger RNA, 570 nt
Organism: Drosophila serrata
Lineage: Eukaryota; Metazoa; Arthropoda; Insecta; Diptera; Drosophilidae
Gene: pdm2
Product: POU domain protein 2
Biological process (GO): regulation of transcription by RNA polymerase II
Molecular function (GO): DNA-binding transcription factor activity, RNA polymerase II-specific; RNA polymerase II cis-regulatory region sequence-specific DNA binding
Source: RefSeq, a predicted model, not a curated record